AUGGGAGACACCGCCCCAAUUUGCUCGCUAGGUGGCGCAAAUGUACUAGUGGUUAUAAGUCACAACCGGAAGUCAGCUUUCAAAGUGGCUCGUAUCGAAGAUUCACUCGACCGUUAUCAGCUAUGCCAAGAUACUGCUCUGUUCCGGGUUGUAAAAAUAAGAUUGGAGGACAUAAAUACCCUUCAGACCCCGACCUGCAACAAAAGUGGCGCGUGGCGGUAAGAAGAGUUGAUGUUCCAACAAAGAAUCUGUGGAAGCCAGGGACAGGCGACGUAGUCUGUAGGGCUCACUUCACUGAUGAUGAUUUCGUGGAUACACUAUUAGGUGAACGAAGUCGUCUCCGGGCAGCUGCGGUUCCCUCCAUCUUCCCACAUACAUCAUGCACCAGUACAUCAGCACUACCAACUCGACCAAAGAGGGCACAUCAACUCCGUGAAGAAGAAGCCAACAUAGCUAUAUUGAAUGUGUCGUCGGAGGUGGAAAUCGGUAUUGGAGAGGAUUGUGCUAUCACAAGCCCAAGUAGCUUGAAUGAGCCUCUUGAAACAUGUCAAAGUGACUCUCAGUCUACUCAGUGCAGUUUGUUAGGAAGUUGUUCCAUAGAAACCUACAUAAAUAAUCCCAAAGCUGUUUUGUACUUUGCUGGUUUCCAAGAUUAUGACCAUUUCAUGUUUUUCUUUCACUCGCUUGGUCCAGCAGUUUUUGAACUGAACUAUCAAUGUGAACUCUUGCACCCAAAAGACCAACUGUUUUUGACUCUAAUGAAAUUAAGACAGGCCAAGGAUGACAUUGAAUUAAGUUUCUUGUUUGGCAUAUCAUCAUCCACUGUUUCCCAAAUUGUAAUAACAUGGAUCAAUUUCUUAUAUUUCCAACUGAAGGAACUACAGAUAUGGCCAUCAAGAGCAACUGUUGAUGAUCACAUGCCAACAGAUUUCGGUAAGAAGUUUAAAAACACUAGAGUCAUUUUGGAUGCAACAGAGAUACCAAUAAAGAAGCCAUCUCAUGUUGAUGCUCAGAGCAUGACAUGGUCCAGCUAUAAACAUCAAAACACAUUGAAAACCAUGAUCGGUUGCACACCCAGGGGGGCAGUCUCAUUUAUUAGUGAAUCUUUUGGGGGGUCUGCAAGUGACAGACAGAUCAUAGAACAGUCUCCUUUACUUAACCCAUCACAUGGUAUGUUUGAAAAACAGGAUAGCAUUAUGGCUGACAGGGGCAUUAUGGUUCAAGACUUAUUUGCAGCCCAAGAUGUUCAAGUAAACACCCCAACUAUGUUAAAAGGCAAGUCACAGUUAGAACCAGAAGAUGUUGUUAAGGAUAGAAGAAUUGCUUCUAAAAGAAUCCAUGUUGAACGUAUAAUUGGUCUGAGUAAAACUUUCAAAAUUCUGAAAAAACAUCUCCCACCAAGUAAAGUAGUACUUGGAUCGCGGAUUGUUUAUGUUUGUUUUGCUAUUUCAAAUUUCAGAAAUUCCAUUGUAAAUGAAUUUGCUUGAAGCAUCUCUUCUUUGUGAUAUCUGUGACUGAAAUUUGUAGUAGUAGUAGAAUUUUAUUCAGUAGUGUGAGUGAUUGAGAAUUGUUUUACACCGCUUUUAGCAAUAUUCCAGCAAUAUCAUGGCGGA
Molecule: messenger RNA, 1613 nt
Organism: Haliotis rufescens (red abalone)
Lineage: Eukaryota; Metazoa; Mollusca; Gastropoda; Lepetellida; Haliotidae
Exons: 2
Coding region: 123-1487 (454 amino acids)
Source: RefSeq, a predicted model, not a curated record